CGGGAAUCAUGGAUUCAUGGUGUCAUUGACAACUGCUUUUACCGGGUUUCCGCAGAAACAAAAUACAACCUAUAUUAAACGAAAUUAAGAUGUAUGCACCACUUACGCGCUUCAUAUAUAUCGAGGCGUUUUCUUUUUAUUUUAUUUUUCUUUACUAUUUCCAUGACAGCCCUUGUCUGUGGGGAGGAGGGGCGGGAUUGUCCCAAAAGUAUGUAGUGAUACUCUAUCGGCAGGAAUCCUAUUCGUCGAAGAAGCGUUGUGAUGCGAACAUUAUCAAGCAUAUUAUUACCAUUUCGCGCUGCUAUUAUUUCUGUGGCGCCUUAUGGCUUUCUUAGACUACCGACGCUAUUAUCACCUCGGCUGCUUGGACGAAUUAUCUCGGUCUCGGUCUCGCUCCUGGUUCGUUGCUUAUGUAUUCUUAUUCACAUUUCACAUCCACGUGGGUUCGAAACCCGAUCCGGGAUCUAUCCCCCCUUCUUUUUACGAAGUUCGCCGGGCUCCCUGGUAACGGACCACCUCAAUUUCAAUCAAGAAACAUGCUUUGCCACCCUUUCACGUUGCACGACAUGUGCCGUACAUACGUCUAGACAAUAUAAGGGGGCCUAUCUAUCACCAUGUUUAGUAACCGGUCCUCUCUACAUACCCUACCGUAAUUUGUACUAAGGUUGUUCCGCUCACCGCUGCCUUAUGUACACUAUUGUGCCGGUCACGAUGCAUCAGCUGGCGGUAUGAUAACUUGCAGGGGGGGUCUCAACGAUCUAACCUGGGAGUUCUCGAACAUGCAUUCCAAA
Daldinia vernicosa is the source of this 791-nucleotide messenger RNA. RefSeq lists its product as uncharacterized. Bases 262 to 663 code for a protein of 133 amino acids. The transcript has a single exon. Lineage: Eukaryota; Fungi; Ascomycota; Sordariomycetes; Xylariales; Hypoxylaceae. The record is from RefSeq and is a predicted model, not a curated record.